AAAAAAAAAAAAAAAAAAAGGAUAAUCAGACUUUUUCAGUCCACGGCAGCAGCUGCGCCCACAUUAAGAGCAUUGCGAGGCGUCAAUCAGAGAAUUCACAGCCUGUGGAAAAUAAUCGUGCGGUGUGUUAUUUACACAAAAAAGUAGCUUGAUGAGUGUCCAAAGUAGUGGAAGUUUGGAGGGGACGCCAUCUUGGUCCCAGCUCUCCACGUCCCCAACCGGAUUGUUUUUUCAGCAACAUAUCACGGCAGUGGUGAAGGCUAAGGAAGGCACCAUGGAGGAGCUGCACAGCCUGGACCCCCGGAGACAGGAGCUGCUGGAGGCUCGCUUUAUGGGCGGGGUCAGCGGCAGCACUGGGGGCAGCACUGGCAGCACCAGCGGGGGAACCAAAGGUCUGACCAACAAUGAAUGUUCAAAUCACAGUUUUGGAAGCCUGGGAUCCUCAAGCGACAAGGAGUCAGAGGGGUCAGAUGUGAAAAGAGGCAGUUCUCCUGCUUAUUCGACCCCAGAGAAAAAACAGUCAGAAUCAACUAGGGGCAGAAAGAGGAAACCUGAUAACCAAUCGGAGAGCAGCCAAGGAAAAUCCAUUGUGCGAGGACCCAAAAUUAGUGACUAUUUUGAUUUCCAGGGAGGAAAUGGGUCCAGUCCUGUGAGAGGUCUCCCCCCAGUGAUUCGUUCACCCCAGAACUCACAUUCCCACUCAGCUCAGGGCUCUGCUGUUAGACAAAAUAGUUCAUCUCCUACUAGUCUGUCCUUUGGGGACCACAUGAUGCAUCCAAAGCAACUAGCGGUCAAAUUUGUUCAGACCGACCUUACUGGGCUGAAAUUGGCUGCCCUUGAAAGUACUAAGAAUCUCGACCUUGAGAAGAAGGAGGGGAGAAUAGAUGAUUUGCUAAGGGCAAACUGUGAUCUCAGGAGACAAAUAGAUGAACAACAAAAAUUACUUGAAAAGUACAAAGAACGCUUGAAUAAAUGUAUCACCAUGAGCAAGAAGUUGCUCAUAGAAAAGAGCACCCAGGAGAAGCAGGCCUGCCGGGAGAAGAGCAUGCAAGACAGACUACGUUUAGGUCAUUUCACUACAGUGAGACAUGGAGCCUCGUUCACAGAACAGUGGACAGACGGCUAUGCCUUCCAAAACCUUGUCAAACAGCAAGAGUGGAUAAACCAACAGAGAGAGGAAAUUGAGAGGCAGAGAAAACUUUUAGCCAAGAGGAAACCUCCAUCCUCCAGCAACUCCCAAGCACCAACCACAAACUCUGAGCCAAAGCAACGCAAAACAAAGGCAGUGAAUGGAGCAGAAAGUGAUCCCUUUCUAAAGCCCAGCCUACCUCAGCUGCUGACAUUAGCCGAGUACCAUGAACAGGAAGAGAUCUUCAAACUGCGACUUGGGCAUCUCAAGAAGGAAGAAGCUGAGAUCCAGGCGGAGCUGGAGCGUCUGGAGAGAGUGCGCAACCUUCACAUUCGGGAGCUGAAGAGAAUAAAUAACGAAGACAGUUCACAAUUUAAAGAUCAUCCAACUUUGAAUGAGCGGUAUCUGCUCCUGCACCUUUUAGGGAGGGGAGGCUUUAGUGAAGUUUACAAGGCUUUUGACUUGAUCGAGCAACGAUACGCUGCUGUGAAAAUCCACCAACUCAACAAGAACUGGAGAGAAGAGAAAAAAGAGAACUAUCACAAGCAUGCAUGUCGAGAGUACAGAAUACACAAGCAGCUGGAUCAUCCCAGAAUUGUGAAACUCUACGACUACUUCUCACUGGACACAGACACAUUUUGCACCGUUCUGGAGUACUGCGAAGGCAAUGACUUGGACUUUUACUUGAAACAGCACAAGCUAAUGUCGGAGAAGGAGGCACGGUCCAUAGUCAUGCAGAUUGUGAAUGCACUGAGAUACCUGAAUGAAAUAAAGCCUCCAAUCAUCCAUUACGACCUCAAGCCAGGUAAUAUCCUGCUGGUGGAUGGCACUGCCUGUGGGGAAAUCAAAAUCACAGAUUUUGGUUUAUCUAAAAUCAUGGAUGAUGACAACUAUGGCGUAGAUGGGAUGGACCUCACAUCACAGGGUGCAGGCACCUAUUGGUACUUGCCUCCUGAAUGUUUUGUGGUCGGUAAAGAGCCUCCAAAGAUCUCCAAUAAGGUGGAUGUGUGGUCUGUGGGCGUUAUCUUUUUCCAGUGUUUGUAUGGAAGAAAGCCUUUUGGCCACAAUCAGUCACAACAGGACAUCCUGCAGGAAAACACCAUACUCAAAGCUACCGAUGUUCAGUUCCCUGUCAAGCCUGUCGCCAGUAAUGAAGCAAAGGCCUUUAUAAGGCGGUGCUUGGCAUACAGGAAGGAGGACCGGUUUGACGUCCACCAGCUGGGAAGUGACUCCUACCUGCUGCCCCACAUGAGGAGGUCGAGCUCCUCGGGGAACCUGCAGAUGAGUGCCGCUGGCUCGGGACCGGCCUCCUCCAGUAUCAUCUCAUACUGACAGCUUUGCACUGCAACAGAAAGGCAAACUGACCAAGUUGCUCCCAUGCCUGCAGAGCUCCCAUGGGGACCGGGCAUUUAGGAGAAGAACAGCCAGCCACCAUGCAGCAGUCUGUGGUGAAGGAGCAGGAAACGGGACACUGACUUGGCCUCUCCUGACCUGUGCCAGGCUUCUCAUUGGUGUUUACCAGGACUUGAUCAAUGAAAUGAUGUUUUUAAAGAAACAUGGGUAAAUGGACCUUUUGAGGGUCCGAAAGAGCACUGAAACUGACAAAGUACCUUGAAGAAAAUGUGACUGGACACUUAGGAGUUGUGUUUGCAGAUGGAAAAAGCCUUAAAGGGCCGAAGGGAGACCUGGCAGCCCGCUGUUUAGAAUAAUUAACAUGGUCCUGCCAGGGUGCAAAUGAUUCAGCUGCUAGAAGUUAAUUUACUGUAAGGAGCAGACAUUCAUCAGACAGUCAUUGUUUAUGUAGAACUACAAUGAUUUCACCAUUAAUUUGGCUAUAUGUUUUGUUUUCAGAAGUGUUAGGCUUUAAUUUGAGUUACUUAGCCAUGAGAAUGUAAUGUUUAGCAUACAAGUGGCAUCUAGUGACAUGUAGGUCCAGGCAGCAUACUAAUGUUUAAUGCACAGAAUAACCAAAUGUAGAAAAAUGACAAUGUACAAAUCCUAUGCAGGAAUAUUAAUAAACAGAUAAAUUGAGAGAACUGUAUAUGCUGUACAGGAGAUAAUUUUCAAAUUUUUGAAUUGAGCAGUACCAUUCUGUACAAAAGUUUAAAAUUUCCCCUUGUAAAACUAGUUUCCUGGAGUGUUUUCAUUUUGCUGCUUUUGAUGUUGCUCUUACUUUUUAAAGGGCUGUAUGAUCUACUUUGGGUAUAAAUUGUACAGUUCUGCUAAGAGUAAAUAAUAAAUACCAGGAAACAUU
Messenger RNA from Myripristis murdjan (pinecone soldierfish), 3383 nucleotides. RefSeq names its product tousled-like kinase 1a (gene tlk1a). Gene Ontology annotation, biological process: intracellular signal transduction; peptidyl-serine phosphorylation; chromosome segregation. Gene Ontology annotation, cellular component: nucleus. The record is from RefSeq and is a predicted model, not a curated record. Gene Ontology annotation, molecular function: ATP binding; protein serine/threonine kinase activity. NCBI's taxonomy places the organism in Eukaryota, Metazoa, Chordata, Actinopteri, Holocentriformes, Holocentridae.